UGGAUUAUUCGGUUCCACACUAUUCAAAUCAUAGUUUAUUUCUGAACACAUUAACUACAGUAUCGUUCACUGUACAUAUAUGUUAAAGUUCAGAGAGAGUAGCUGAUGCCUUUUUGUUUGAUUCAUUCAAAUUGUAAAAUUUCAAACGUCAACUUAUAUAGCACACUCAUAACUGGAUACUUUGCAAACACAUUAUAAACCAACUCAUAUUUUUUUCGGAUUAGUCGGUUUUGUUCUGAUGAUCCUACACAGCACCACUGAUUCCGGAUUGAGUCUCAGCAUUGAAAAUGGUGAAUAAACGUUUCUCAGCAUUCUCUCGAAAAUCUCUUCUGGUUAGAUCAGUCCCAAUUCUGUUGGCUGGAUGUGUCCUUCUUUAUUACAUCUACUUGAAAACUACGAUUGUGCAUCAGCAGAUAUUUAUUAUUGAUCAUCAAUCCAAAUACUCAAAUGGAAGCAUCAAUGGAAAUGAGGAAACCAUAGCCACUGGAACCUUUGGUGAUCAUAAUCUUUUGGCAAAGAAUGGGAAUGUUUCAAGCUCCAAUGAAAAGGGUCUUUGUCCCCUUGUUUCACCACAUUUGAGAGGAGAAUUCAAACCAACGCAUGUUAUACCAGAAUCUAUUUCCAAUGUGGAGGAUGAACUGAAAAUGGUUGAAGCACUGCCAGCCUUGGGAGGCUCUUGGCAGCCCAACAAUUGCACGGCAAGACAUCAUAUAGCUAUAAUAGUUCCUUGCCACGACCGAGAUGAGCAUCUCAGAGCUCUGCUGAGGCACUUGCAUCCAUUCCUGCAACGCCAGCAGAACAGUUAUGGCAUAUUUGUCGUUGAUCAAAAAGAGGAUGGACGACCAUUCAAUAAGGCUAUGAUAAUGAAUGCGGGCUUUGCUGAAGUGAAUAAAACGGGUCAAUUCAGUUGCUUUAUUUUUCAUGAUGUCGACCUUCUUCCAGAAGAUGAUCGAAAUUUGUAUAGUUGUGCAGACCAGCCGCGUCACAUUGGAAUUGCUGUUGACAAAUUGGGUUAUCAUCUCCCCUAUAAUACAUUAAUUGGUGGAGUCGUUGCAUUCACCAAAAGUCAAUUUGAGAGAAUAAAUGGCUUCAGUAAUUUGUAUUGGGGAUGGGGAGGAGAGGAUGAUGAUGCUGCAAAAAGAAUAAUGGCUGCCAACAUGAAAAUUACAAGAUGGCCUAAGUAUGCUAGAUAUACAAUGCUGGUACAUAAACGCCGACAUAUCAAUCCUCAGAGGUUGGCUUUAUUGGGAAAAACAAAGUAUAGAUACAAAAGUGAUGGUUUGAAUAGUUUGAAAUACAAGCGUGUUGCCUUCAAACAAAAUCAGCUGUUUACAUCAAUGAUAUUCAAAUUACCUUGAUGAAGACAACACUCUAUUCAUACUGUAUAUUGAAUUACAGCAGCCUUUGAGAAACUAAGAAGGAAAUUUCAGAUAUGCCUACUGUAUUCCAGUAAUUAUUCGAGUGUAGCCAGUUAGUCUGUUUUGUAGUAUUAUAGUUUUUAUAUUACAAUAACGGUUAAAAAUAUUAGAUCAUUUUAUUUUUGUAUCCACCUAUUGAAGGUUUUAUAUCUAUAGUGGGCCUUAGUUUAUUAAUAUUAUUUGGUCGUUCAAUAAAAUACAAUGGACAUUUUUUCAAUAUAUGGUACCGUACUAUACUUUUAAAUUCCAUACUUUAUAACUAUGAAAAUAGCAACUAAUGAGUUUGUGUUCAUUCUAUUGAUAAGUUAAUGAUCCUCCAACUCUACGUAAAACAUUAUUUAGUAGGCUAGGUACCAGUAAACCGAGUCUUUGUACCAGGCAGUUGAAAUUUUAAAUAGCUAGCAAUCAAUACUCAAGUUUAAAGAAAUCACUAGCAAUAUUCUUUAUUGUAUUUUACAAAUGUUCAGAGUAUCCUCUAAUAUGGAUAUUCUUCUUCAGUGUAAUAAAUAAAUAUUUUUUUUUUUAAUGUUAAAGAGACAUGGGUUGGGUGACUAUUUGACUUUGAAAAUAUUUAUAGAUUCAAUAAGUUCAUUUUCAAGUGCUACACAUAGUGAAACUGAGUGUAAAACUUUCAAAUGAAUGAAAUAACAUUUAAUACAAAAAAAUCCACUUCGAAAAAAUGGUGAAUACUAUUUUUAUUGGAAAUUAUUCCAGUUUCUGCUUCCUAACGAUUUUUUGUAGCAUUGAGGCAUGUUGGCUGCACCUGCAGAGUCUGCAACAAAUGAAUAUUCAGAACGUAUUUAUUUCAAACAAGGUUGAUUAUGUUUUAUUUGAUAAAAUACAUAAGUUUUAUCUUAUUUUGCAUUCCAUUUGUAUCAUUAUUCUGAAUAAUUUCCAUACAGAGGCAAACUAAACACCAAAUUUCGCCUAAACGUUGACAUUCUUCAACCAAUAUUUAACUAGUAACAGUAUCUGAACCAGUUCAACUAUGGAUAUUUUGAAUACACCAAUUGAAAUAUAAUAAAAAAGCGAAAAUAAAAUGUACUCACCUAUAUCAUAAGUCUUUUGGAAAUAGGAUUUCUAAUAAGACUGUUUUCUUAUAAUUCACUUAUAUCUUCCCAGUGAAUUCACUUGGUAUUAUUUUUUAACUUGAGACCAUUCGAAUUUUCCAAAAUUAGUCAACAAUAUGUUGGGGCUCACUUCUUUAUCUUGUGGAUCAGUCAUUGUCAUCCAGACUUUACGUCACAUUAAACAUUUGAAUAGAGGUAUUAAUAAAAUUGUAGUUAAUAUAAUGCUAAAAAAUGCAUAUUCUGCAUUUUAUAUUAUCCAAUUCAAUCAAUCGUUGACCAGCCUCAUGCUGGAUAGAUUCAUCAACAAUAUGUGAUGUUACAAAAUUGUAUAAUAGGAUUAAUUAA
Molecule: messenger RNA, 2833 nt
Organism: Nilaparvata lugens (brown planthopper)
Lineage: Eukaryota; Metazoa; Arthropoda; Insecta; Hemiptera; Delphacidae
Product: beta-1,4-galactosyltransferase 4-like
Exons: 6
Coding region: 288-1358 (356 amino acids)
Biological process (GO): glycosphingolipid biosynthetic process; carbohydrate metabolic process
Molecular function (GO): N-acetyl-beta-glucosaminyl-derivative 4-beta-N-acetylgalactosaminyltransferase activity
Source: RefSeq, a predicted model, not a curated record